GCUGCUCAUCAGUUCGAUUUCAACAAGUAAACAGCAAAGAUGUUCUCCCAUAAGUGCGGAUCACUAUUGCUCCUCGUAGCCUGCUGCUCAGUGACCCUGGGCGCCUCCUAUCGUCAACCACAUCCCGAGGCAUUCCUGGCGAAUCCGGAGGAGCUGCUCGAAGUGCUGCCCUUGGUUCGCCGGGCUCGAUCGCCCGAGGGAGGAUCCGUAGUUGUGACCGCCAGCAAGGACAACCAAGUGGGUCGGGAGGCCAGUGUGCAGUACAACCACAAUCUGUACAGCAGUGGCGAUGGGCGUGGCAGCAUCGACGCCUACGCCCAGGCCAGCCGCAAUUUCGACUUCAAUCGCAACGACUACGGUGGCGGCAUUCGGGGCACCUGGCGUUUCUGAGCGGGAGCAGCAGUAUUAAAUUGGUUACAGCUUGAGUCACGUGAAUAAAUAAAUGUGUUUACCCAAG
Molecule: messenger RNA, 457 nt
Organism: Drosophila santomea
Lineage: Eukaryota; Metazoa; Arthropoda; Insecta; Diptera; Drosophilidae
Gene: edin
Exons: 1
Coding region: 40-390 (116 amino acids)
Source: RefSeq, a predicted model, not a curated record